AUGCUCGACUCGCUCGCCAAGCUCGAAAUCUCGAUUCGCCCCCAGUCGGUGCCCUCCUGGAUCAACAGCGACGAGCACCAUGCACCCAAAGCGUCAUCCUUCCCGUCGCGCUCAACGCAUGGCGAUGAUACGCUCGCGUCGUCUGUGCGCCCGCGCGCACCGAUCCUUCCGCUGCCCAAACCUACCGCAGAUCCCGAGAUUCGACCGCGCGCCAAGCGUAUGACAAGCUUCAAGCGCAAGGUCAAGCAGUCACUGACCGAGUCACUCAAGUCGCUCGAGUCGUUUGGUCGCACGAACCUUGGACGCGAGCUUGGCCACAAGCACGCGAUCAUGCAAACGGUCGUAGACCCGGAGGGCAAUGUUCAUUUUGUCAACAUUGAUGGGCUGGACGACAGCGUCGACAGCUUGAGUAUCGACGACGACGAGUGGAAGCCGUUUGGGCGCAAGAUGGAGCCAAUCGAGACACCAACGGGCCGGGUCUUUGGUGGUCCAUCGACGUGCUUCGACAUCCCCGAGUUGCCGCGAGGCCAGCGCUGUGUCUUCAAUAUUCUAUCUACCUGGGGCGACCCUUACUACGUCGGUCUCAUGGGCAUCGAGAUAUUCGACCACACUGGCCACCUCGUCCGCCUUUCGGACGUGGACAAACAGCUGUCGGCGCACCCGGCGGACUUGAACGUCAACUCGCCAACGACACAGGACCCGCGCACCAUUGACAAGAUCGUGGAUGGCCACAACUACACGUGCGACGAGCUUCAUGCGUGGCUGGCACCCUUCGAGCGCGGACAAAACCACUACAUCUACAUGGACUUUGACUACCCAGUCUCGAUUGCAAUGAUGCGCGUCUGGAACUACAACACAACGCGCAUCCACUCGUACCGAGGCGCACGCUACAUGGAAAUCUCCCUCGACGGCCGCUUCAUCUUCAAGGGCGAUGUCAAGCGCGCAGUCGGCGCCGUCGACUCGAUGGAAGCGUGCUGCGAGUGCAUCCUUUUUACGCGGAAUCCUUCCAUCCUCCAAGUUAUUGAAAAAUAUGAGCAAAAAGAAGAUGAAGCGACGCCCCGAACGCUCGCGGCCGCGACGGAGGGGCCUGAGAAACGCCAUCUGAGCUGGUGGGAGCAAGAUAUUCCCGCCGAACGCCCCAAGACCGGCGAGAAACGGGGGCGACAAAAGGAUCUGCUCUCAAUGCCAACAAGCACCAAUGGAAUUUGCGAACCGUCGUCUGGGAUGCGCCCAUCAGCGGCGUUUGCGCCGUCGCCAGCGCUCUCACCGUUUCGGCCUCGAACAGCCCCGAUUGCGCGGGAAAAGGGCGCGGAUCGACCAGUUAUGUGCCAAGAGAUCAAGCUCUUCAUCAAGGGCAAUUGGGGUGACCCCACGGAAGUGGGGCUCACGGGCCUUGAGAUACUUGACGGCAAUUUCGACACAAUCCCGAUCGACGCGGACUGUCUCUUCCCACCGAGCGUGCUCGUGCUGCUCAUUUCGCCCAACAACAUUUCGACAGACGCUGACGACAUGUGGCUCACGCCACUUGCGACAGAGCCGUCGAUUGUGAUCAACUUUGGCUUGCGCCUCUCUGUUGGGGCUCUCAAAAUAUGGAACUACAACGCGUCGCUCGAGGACUCGUACAAAGGUGUCAAGCGCCUCGCUAUCAUGAUGGAUGGGGACUGGAUGUCCCCGCCCGAAGGCUUCUUGAUUCGAAAGGCUCCUGGCAACUCGAAUUUCGAUUUUGGCCAGUUUGUACAGCCCAAGUCAGCGCACCACGCGUCGUCGACCGUGCUCACAAGAUCCAUUGGGGGCGACUUUUUCCAGACUGAGCCGUUCGCGCACCCGCCGCCACCGACCGCCGACCCCAAGCGCAUGAGCAGCCAACGUGCGUUGGCCCCACGUCAUGAGACGCGCGAAUCCAAGGCUACCAGCAACGCGAUGCCCAAAAUCGACGAGACGCUGCUGUGUCAGCAGUACCACACGCCGCUGUUUCCAUGCGGCUGCAUCGUCAAGAUCGUCAUCAUGUCGACGUGGGGCGAUCCGUUUUACGUCGGCCUCAACGGCCUCGCUCUCUACGAUGCGCAAAAUAUGCUCGUACCAAUUGGCGAAGACCAGAUCCAGGCCGUGCCCCGCGACAUCAAUGUCCUCCCGGAGAGCAAGGACGCCGACGUGCGCACGCUCGAUAAGCUCUACGACGGCAUCAACAACACGUAUGACGACUGCCACAUGUGGCUCACGCCCUUCAACUAUUCGUCCGAGAGCGUCAAGAUCUUUAUCUUCUUUGACGAGCCUAUCGUGCUCUCCAAGCUCAUGCUCUGGAACUACAGCAAGACGCCCUCCCGCGGGGUGCGGGAGUUUGAGGUGAUGAUGGACGACGUACUCAUAUACCACGGCGUAUUGCGGAAGGCCCAAGAGUGCACUGACCCCGACCUCCGACGACGCGCGAAUAACGGCGCGACGAGCCGCCGCAUGGCCCACGUGCCGGACAUGGCGACGAGUGUCCUUUUUACCAACGACGCGGACGUGCUUGAGGCCGAGAGCGACGCUGGUCACGUGUACGUGCCCGAGGAAGAGUGCGAGACAACGUUCAUCGACAACAGUCACGUGCUUCCCGCGGGCGAGCAGCUGCCCACGCGUCCGCCGACAAGCGCCGGUCCAACUUGGAAAUAG
Saprolegnia parasitica CBS 223.65 is the source of this 2652-nucleotide messenger RNA. RefSeq lists its product as hypothetical. The coding region runs from base 1 to 2652 and encodes 883 amino acids. NCBI's taxonomy places the organism in Eukaryota, Oomycota, Saprolegniomycetes, Saprolegniales, Saprolegniaceae. The record is from RefSeq and is a predicted model, not a curated record. The transcript has 16 exons.